CAGAUGGACAAUGCAAGGAUGAACUCCUUUCUAGACUAUUCCAUCAUUAGCGGAGACACUGGGACUUGUUCUUCUAGAAGUUACCAUGCAGAUCAAGGAAUUACAACUUAUCAGUCUUGUGCCGUUGGCAAUAAUAAUAGCAACGUUGAUGAGCGCUAUAUCGUGAGCAGAGGUGUUCAGAUAAGUGCUCCCCUUCAUCAUCACCACCAUCAACGUGCCAACUACCCACAUAACAACCUGGGCAUUCCUUAUAGUGCCCACCCUAACUGUGGGACAGGAUACCCAGCACAAAGCUUUAACACAGGCUAUAGUCAUCACUAUUCACUGAACCAAGAGACUGAUGGCAACGGAGGUUAUCCUCAGUGCAAUCCAGCCGUCUAUCCUGGAAACCUCGCCUCAGCAAUUAGCCCGCAGCACCAUGGCUUUGGCGGGAUGGUGGGAGCAGGCCAAUAUGCCCAUCACCCUUACAGGCAGGAGCAUCAGAGUUUAGUGCUCGCUACAGGCUGUCACCCUAUGUCACCCGUUCCUGGUUCUCACCAGGAGGCUUGCUGCUCCCCGUCAGCUGAAACUUCUCCCCCAGCACAGACCUUUGAAUGGAUGAAAGUGAAGAGGAAUCCGCCAAAGACAGGGAAGGCUGGUGAGUACGGAUUUGCCGGUCAGCCCAAUACGGUGAGAACCAAUUUCACCACCAAACAACUCACGGAGCUGGAGAAAGAGUUCCACUUCAACAAGUACCUGACCCGGGCCAGGCGGGUGGAAAUCGCUGCUGCCCUCCAGCUUAACGAAACACAGGUAAAAAUUUGGUUCCAGAACCGCCGCAUGAAGCAGAAAAAGCGGGAAAAAGAGGGUCUUACCUCAACUUCUCCGGCCACACCUGGAAGUGAAGCGAACACAGAAGACGCUUCAGAUAAAUCAAGCUCUACCUCGUCGACCCCCUCCCCUUCAUCAUCUACCUCAGAAACUCUCAAUACUUAAGGCUAAAGCAUUCCAAACACCAAACCAAACGUUUUACCAGUUGUCUUUAGUUAAAAAGGAAACAAGAUGUAACUCCAUAUGAUUUUUCUGGGAAACUAACUAAACGAAACAUUAUGGGUUGGGGAAAAUAAUCUGCCAAUCUCUAAGCAAACCAGAGAUGCACUAUUUCAAAAGCGUUUACACAGAAAAAAAAUCAACUACUGUAUAAUAUAAUUGUCCUAUUUUAAUUUAACGUGUUGCAUAUAUAUUGUAAGCUGCGCUGGCUGUAUAUAUUGUCAAGAGUUUAUCUUUUUACAAAUAUUUUCUAAAAAAAAGAUCAUGUUGAGAGCCAGGGUCACGUGGCCCUUAUAUGAAGUAGAUGUAGAGAUUUUAUAUGAAAAUGUAAUCGAUGAAUUGGAGUGGAAAUUAUGCAUUUCUUGUUCAUGCAGAACGUCGAGCUGAGUGAAUAGAGAUGCUCUGCCCACACUGUGGAAGGUUAUAUGUACAGGAGUUAUUGUAUACUUCAUUGCACUGGGCUAUGUAAAAUGUGAAAAGUGAAAGAUGUUAAGUAUAUGUCCCGCCCCCUUCCAAAUGUAAGUUGGUUACCUCAAGACCAGCAGUAGCACAUUGUUAAAAUACCUCAGAAUGAUCACGUUUACUCAGAUAUUUGUUGGGCUUAAUGUCAUGAGCUAUCUGUUAAAGUAAGUUAAUUAAGAAUGUAAGCCAAACGAACGUUUCUUUCUUUCCCCCUGUGGUUUGUGUCUAGAAUUUUGCAUGAUACAAUGCUGUCAGUGUGUACUUCUUCUACAUUACUGAGUUUUAUCAGUUCUUCUCUGUGACUAGAUGUUAUAUACAAUCAGCACGUGAUUUCAGACAGUUCUGAGAUUUUUAUGAGACUGAAAUCCAGAACAGAACUUACGGGUCCAGAUAAUAAAUUCUAUU
Hypanus sabinus (Atlantic stingray) is the source of this 1896-nucleotide messenger RNA. It is a transcript of the gene hoxa1a, whose product is annotated as homeobox A1a. The record is from RefSeq and is a predicted model, not a curated record. Gene Ontology annotation, molecular function: DNA-binding transcription factor activity, RNA polymerase II-specific; RNA polymerase II cis-regulatory region sequence-specific DNA binding. The transcript has 2 exons. NCBI's taxonomy places the organism in Eukaryota, Metazoa, Chordata, Chondrichthyes, Myliobatiformes, Dasyatidae. Gene Ontology annotation, biological process: regulation of transcription by RNA polymerase II. Gene Ontology annotation, cellular component: nucleus. The coding region runs from base 4 to 975 and encodes 323 amino acids.